Molecule: messenger RNA, 1023 nt
Organism: Prunus avium (sweet cherry)
Lineage: Eukaryota; Viridiplantae; Streptophyta; Magnoliopsida; Rosales; Rosaceae
Product: Peroxidase superfamily protein
Biological process (GO): response to oxidative stress; hydrogen peroxide catabolic process
Molecular function (GO): heme binding; peroxidase activity
Source: RefSeq, a predicted model, not a curated record
GUAUCUCUUUGUCCAAUAAAAAUGGCAAUGUAUGCACCAAAAACAAUCUUGUUCCACACAUUAAUCUGUCUUCUGUUAACUAUGGCUUCACAGUCAAAAGCAUCGCUCGAUUCCAACUAUUAUCAUCAAACGUGUCCACAAGCUGAGAAAAUCAUAUUACAGACGGUAUAUAACGCUUCCAUGCACGACUCUAAAGUCCCAGCUCGUAUCUUAAGGAUGUUCUUUCAUGAUUGUUUCAUAAGGGGAUGUGAUGCAUCGUUGCUGCUAGACUCAACCCCAGGGAACCAAGCAGAAAAAGAUGGUCCUCCCAAUAUCUCAGUCCGAUCAUUCUACGUGAUCGACGAUGCCAAAGCUAAGCUAGAAAUGGCAUGUCCACGCACUGUUUCUUGUGCUGAUAUCAUUGGCAUUGCCGCAAGAGACGUAGUUACCAUGUCCGGAGGUCCUUACUGGAAUGUGCUAAAAGGGAGGAAAGAUGGUAGGGUUUCAAGAGCUAACGAGACCAUCAACUUACCAGCUCCAACUUUCAACGUAUCCCAAUUGAUCCAAAGCUUUGCUAAGAGAGGCUUGGGUGUUAAAGAAUUGGUUGCCCUAUCUGGCGGCCACACUCUUGGGUUCUCACAUUGUUCUUCUUUUGAAUCCCGGCUUCGAAAUUUUACUUCAUUGCAUGAUGUUGAUCCAAGCAUGAACAAUGAAUUUGCUCAAAAGCUAAGAAAGAAAUGCCCAAAACCAAACAGGGAUCGCACUGCCGGAGAGUUGUUGGACUCAACCUCCUCAACUUUUGAUAAUGAUUAUUACAAGCAAUUAGUGGCAGGAAAGGGCGUGUUUGGAUCGGAUCAAGCGCUGUUUAGUGAUUACAGGACUAGAUGGAUUGUUGAAUCAUUUGCUAAGGAUCAAAGUUUGUUCUUUAAGGCCUUUGCAGCUUCUAUGGUGAAACUUGGAAAUGUUGGCGUGAUUGGGGAUGGUGAAGUGAGACUGAAUUGCCGAGUGGUGAACUGAUCAGACAGAGAGAGAGAGAGAGUGAGU